Messenger RNA from Ichthyophthirius multifiliis, 2235 nucleotides. RefSeq lists its product as hypothetical. The transcript has 3 exons. Lineage: Eukaryota; Ciliophora; Oligohymenophorea; Hymenostomatida. The record is from RefSeq and is a predicted model, not a curated record.
AUGUAAGUAAUAAUAGAAGCUUUAUAAAUAGAUGACGAAAAAGAAAUUGACGAAGAAAAGCUUUAAGAACUUUAUGAAAAUUUCUUAAACUAUUAAGAACAGCAAGAAGAUAAGCUAGAACUAUCUAAAUUGCAAUAAGGAGAUUGCUUAAUAUAGUUUUACUUAUUGAAAUUAGAAAAAAGACUAAUAAUACUAAGCAAAACAUACGAAGAAACUGCUUGGAAUGGAAAUGAAAGCAUCAAACUUAUAGAAAAGUAAGAUUUAGGGAUAAUAAAUAUUUUAAAAUGUUUAAUAGCUAUUAUAGAAAGACUAAUUGAAAUGUUUAAUUAAAAUUAAAAAGGAAUAUAAUUAGAAGCUGAGAAAGUAAAUUCUUUAAUAUAAUUACUUUUAUAUUGUGAUAAUUUAGAAAUUAAUUAUCUUUUAAUUAAAUUCUUAUAUUUAGUCUCUUAAAACAUUUGUAUAAAGAAUUUUAGUAAUUAUACAUUAUUAGAAUAUUAUUAUUGCUUUUUUAUUAAUAACUGGCGUUUAAGAUAUCCUUAUAUCGGUGAAAUUUUCAAAAAUGAAAAGUUCUACAAAGUAAAAUUUAUAUAAUAUAUAAAAUAAUAAUUAAAAUAAUAGGAUACGGGAAUGAAGCCAAUAGGAAAUGAUACAUUGCAAGAUUUUGUAUUUUAUGAAAUAUAAGAUAAACAAAAUAUAAAAGUCGAUAUACAUUCAGUAAAAAAAGAAUUUACUGAUUUCUUUUCUUCCUAUAAUUAAUCUUAGUAAAUAUUCAUAAAAGAAAACAUCCAUAACCCAAAAUGCUUUUCUUAAGAUUUUAUUAAUGUCAUGCUUUCAUUAAGGGUAGCUAAAAAUAUUUCUGCAAUAAAAAAUCGUGUUUUAAUAUCCCUUAUAUAAUCAUAUAUUAUCGCUUCAAGUAGUUUAUUUUAAAGAUGUUCAGAAUAUUUGAAUAAUGUAUAAAUAGCUAAAGAUUAUAGAUUAAUAUAUUCUUUUAAAAACUUUCCUUAUGUCGAAUAUUAAAUGGACAUAUUAAAUGCUUUAUCUAACUAUUUACAAAAAGACAGUAUAUUUUAUAAUUUUAAUGAAGAAAUUUAAUUAGAAUAUGAAAUUAAAUUUUUGGAUGAUUUUAAAAGUAAGUUUUUGAACGAGGAAGUUUAUUUUAUUGAAAAUGUAAAAUUGGAAGACGUUUAUAAAUAUUAUAUUUAGUUUGGCAAGAUAUAUGGAUAUAUAUAGAGUUAAAUAAUACAAAAAAUAGAAGAAAAAACAAUAAAUAAUAUUCACAAAAUCGAACAAGAAGCUUAUGAAAUAAUUCUAAACAUAGAUAAAUAUAUAUCAAUUGGAAUAAGAAAAAUAAUAAAUGAGAUUUAAUAAGAAAAUAAUUAAAAUAUAAAUUUAAUUAAAUUGUUUAAUUCAAUAUAAAAUUUUGUUUAAAAUAAUUUUGCCUAUAUUAAUUAAUAAUAAUAUGAUAAUGAAAUUAUUUAUUCACUAAAAGAAUUAUAUGAGCUUUUUUCUCAAAAAAAAGAUGAUGAAAAUAAGUUCUUUUUAUAUUUAGAUUUAUCUAAUUUCGCACUUUUAGAAAAAUUAAAUGAGUUUGUUUCAGAAAAAAAUUUCUUUGAUACACUAAUAUCUAAUUAUAUAAAUAAUUAAUUCAAUUUAUAAUAAAAAAUAUUAUUUUAUCACUCCGAGUAAUUAAAAAAUACCUAUAUUGAAGAUUAAGAAAGAUUCUAUUCACUUGUAAAAGCUAUUGUGGAUUUUUUAGAAACAAAUAAUUCAUAAUUAUAAGAAUAAUAUUCCUUUUAGAAUAAUAUUUUAGGUUAAUUUUUAGAAAAAUACAGAAAUUAAUCUUAAUAUGAUGAGUUUUUUGACAAAAUCAAUUAUGUAAGAUUCACUUUUGGUACUUACAAAAACGAAGCAAUAGAUAAUGAAACAUUAAGUAUUUUUUCAGGACGAAUAAUCGAAUUUUUUAGCUAAUAUUUAGAAAACAAAUAAUAAAUAAUAGAAUAAGAUAGAAAUUUAGAAUAAGAAAUAUUUGGAAAAAUAUUAAUUAAUUAUAAAAAAAAUCCAUAUGUAAAAUCUUAUAAUGAGUCUUUAUUAGCUAUAAAUGCUUUUCGUAGUUCUUAAUUUUUAGCUUCUUUUUAUUAAAAUUUAAUCUAUAUUUUAUCUCAUGUAUUUAUUUAUAAAUAUAUUUAUAUAUAAAAAUAUAUAUUAUAAAAUUUAGGCUUCUAGUUUACAAGAUGA